Messenger RNA from Microdochium trichocladiopsis, 1714 nucleotides. Its product is annotated as 1-acyl dihydroxyacetone phosphate reductase. The transcript has 3 exons. The record is from RefSeq and is a predicted model, not a curated record. Gene Ontology annotation, molecular function: triacylglycerol lipase activity; acylglycerone-phosphate reductase (NADP+) activity. Gene Ontology annotation, cellular component: lipid droplet; endoplasmic reticulum. Bases 405 to 1274 code for a protein of 289 amino acids. NCBI's taxonomy places the organism in Eukaryota, Fungi, Ascomycota, Sordariomycetes, Xylariales, Microdochiaceae. Gene Ontology annotation, biological process: phosphatidic acid biosynthetic process; triglyceride catabolic process.
GCUCAGUGUCCUCGUAAGCUAGUGCGCAGGUGUGAGGAGGACACUUCGUUGUUGGGUGUUCUAGCUGCUCUCCAUCACACGUGCUCGCCUCACACGAAGGGUGUUACUCAUCGCCGUAUCCACCCCGAAACUCUGAUUACUCAUCGCCUGCAUUAUACCAUGACGAGGCUGGCUGCUACAGAACGGAAGAUCUCCGCUGUUCUCCACCAUCAGCCAGAGGACCCCUUCCGGUCCUGUGGGGGUCACUGCCGCUAGGGCACGCCACCCAGCCAUCCAGAUCUUAAGCAGCCGUACUACAGCAGCCUCGGCUCAGCUGGCGACGCACCUUUUUGUUGCUAUCAGCAGCCCAGAAGACAAUCAGCCAGCAUUCCUUGGAGGGACAUACGUGCCGAAAUCAGGACCCGAUGAUGCCUGCCCAUUCAAACACAAAGACUGUCGCGGUCGUGACGGGCUGCAGCAGCGGCAUCGGGCAGGGCCUCGCCGAGGUGCUCGCCGCCCGGGGCCUCACAGUCGUCGCCACAGCCCGCAAGGUCGAGUCCCUCGCCCACCUCACCAAAAAGCACGACAACAUCAUCGCCCUGCCCCUCGAGCUGGGCGACCUGCACAGCCUCGCGAGCUUUCGUGAUGCCGUGGCCAAGAGGACUGGCGGGCGUGUGGACAUCCUGAUCAACAACGCAGGCACGCACUAUGCCGCCACCGCAGCAGAUCUCGAAAUCGCCGAGGCCGAGAAGCUCUUCACCAUUAAUGUCUUUGCCGUGAUGCGCCUCUGCCAGCUCUUCCUCCCUAUGCUCCGCGAGUCUGCCAGCGAGGGCCGUGGCGGGCGCAUAGUGCAAAUUGGCAGCGUCACGCGCAACGUCCCCGUCGUCUGGCAGUCCGUCUACAAUGCGUCUAAGGCGGCUCUCAGCCAGUACACCAACACACUGCGGCUCGAGGUCAAGCCGUUCGGCGUCAGCGUCACCGAGGUCGUGACAGGCUACGUGCAAAGCAACAUCCUCCACCACGGCCUCGUCGCGCCCCCAGACUCACUGUAUUUGCCGAUCAAGGCCGACACGGAGCGCAUGAAGUACGAGGGAAACAGGACGGGAAUGCCCGCGCGCCUGUACGCCGAGUCGGUAGUGGACAAGAUAUUGCGGCCCAAGCCGAGCAGUGAGAUCUGGGAAGGGAAGCUCGCGUGGAUGCUUGGCUUCCUUGUCAACUUCUGUCCGUCCUGGUUCUCGCGCUGGGUAUUCUAUCGUAGUUUCAAACUUGAUAAGCUCAAGGUAUCGAGGCGAUGACUGUAACCUGGGGUAUUCGGCAGAGAAUUUCUGAGUGCAGGAAAUAUUCUAUCCCGAGGCUUUGACUUGGCUCUGAGAGUAUUUGCAACAGUAUGCUGCUCUGCAUCCACAACCUGUCCUCAGGGUCGCAUGUGCGGAAGGACUCCCUCCGAACCACCAGAGGCAAAUGCCAGGUCCAAAAGAGCAUCAUACCCGCACUUCGGAGGGGCCCUUUCAGAGGAUCCUCCACACGAGGAAAGCGAUUGGAGAAUCGGCCAUCAGGGGUUUAUUGCGUAUCUGUCGGACCACUCCGCCUCGUGUCCCACGGUCUUCUCCUUCCGGUCAACCUGGGCUGGAACCGUGGUCCGCUAGCAGCGAACAGAUACCUUCCUGGAAGGCACUGCACUUGACUAGAAACCCCAAUGCAGUUAAGAGCUGAAUAUUAAUUUCGUGUAUUGGAG